This is a messenger RNA of Fonsecaea nubica, 903 nucleotides long. RefSeq lists its product as hypothetical. Lineage: Eukaryota; Fungi; Ascomycota; Eurotiomycetes; Chaetothyriales; Herpotrichiellaceae. The transcript has 2 exons. Bases 1 to 903 code for a protein of 300 amino acids. The record is from RefSeq and is a predicted model, not a curated record.
AUGCUCGUGUUCUUGACCGGUGCUGCCGGGUUCAUAGGUCGCGCAACCAUCCAAGAACUCCUUGACCACGGUCAUCAAGUAUUGGGACUCGCACGAAGCGACGCCUCUGCGGAAACCAUCUCCAAACUUGGGGCACAGGUUCACCGGGGCAGCCUUGAGGACCUAGAGAGUCUGAAGAGCGGCGCGAAGCAAGCUGACGGGGCCAUUCACCUUGCAUUCAUCCACGAUUUCAGCGACUAUGCGAAAGCCGCUGCAGUCGACCGAGCCGCUAUCGAGGCCAUGGGUGAAGCCAUGGUUGGUACAGGAAAGCCACUGGUCAUCGCCUCCGGCACCCUAGUUGCUGUGAAAGGCGAACUGGCCGUUGAAGACGCCGAGCCUGAUCGUGGUACGGCGUUCGAGACGAGACAGGGCGCGGCGGAUCUUGUUGUGAAAUUGUCAAAGGAGAAGGGGAUCCGUGGCUCGAUCGUUCGUCUCCCACCCACAGUCCACGGCAAAGACGAUGGCGGGCUCAUUCCUCGCUUCAUCGACAUCUCGCGACAGACCGGUUCGGUCAUCAUCCUGAGCGAUGGAUCGAGUCGUUGGCCAGCCGUUCAUCGCCAGGAUGCAGCUGUUCUCUUCCGCCUCGCGCUUGAAAAGGGUACACCAGGCGCCUAUUACCACGCCGUUGCGGAGCAAGGUGUUCCAAUGAAGGAUAUUGCCGGGGUUGUUGGCAAGAAGUUGGGGAUGCCGGUGGAAAGCAAAACUGCUGAGGAGGCCAUGGGGACUCUUGGGUUUCUCGCUUUGGCAUUCAGCGCUGAUAACCCAACUUCAAGCGAAAAGACGCAGAGGGUGCUCGGGUGGAACCCCAAAGGCUCUGGACAGCCUGGUUUACUAGCAGAUAUGGAAGCGAACUACUUUUCCUGA